AUGGCAGAAGUGAACCUUACACUGGUAACUGAAUUCGUCCUUCUGGGACUGACGGAUCGUGCUGAACUGAAGGUCUUUCUCUUUGUGCUGUUCCUGCUGAUUUACGCCAUUUCCUUGGUGGGAAAUCUUGGGAUGCUUUUUCUGAUACAAGUAACUCCCAAACUCCACACACCCAUGUAUCAGUUUCUUAGUUGUCUGUCAUUUUUAGACGCUUGCUAUUCAUCAGUCUUUGCACCCAAAAUGCUCAUGAACUUCUUUGUUCAACGGGAAACCAUCUCAUUUUCUGCUUGCAUUGCACAAUAUUUUCUAUUUGUGGCGCUGCUUACCACUGAGGGUUUCUUGCUGUCAGCCAUGGCUUAUGAUCGUUAUGUAGCUAUUGUGAACCCCUUGCUUUAUACAGUGGCUAUGACUAAGAUGGUCUGUGUUGCACUUGUUUUGGGAUCAUGCAUGGGAGGUAUAAUCAACUCACUGACACAUACAAUCGGCUUAAUGAAACUGUCCUUCUGUGGGCCAAAUAUUAUCAGUCACUUUUUCUGUGACCUGCCCCCGUUGCUGAAGCUGUCAUGUUCUGACACAUCCCUGAAUGAACUGUUGCUAUUAAUCUUCUCUGGGAUAAUUGCUCUGAUCACUUUUCUGACUGUAAUGAUCUCCUACAUCUUCAUCGUCGCUGCUAUCCUGAAGAUGCGCUCAGCAGCCGGGAGACACAAAGCCUUCUCCACGUGUGCCUCACAUCUGACUGCGGUGACCUUGUUCUAUGGCUCCAUAAGCUUUAGUUAUAUUCAGCCAAGCUCCCAAUAUUCCUUAGAACAAGAGAAGGUGGUGUCUGUAUUUUACACACUGGUGAUUCCUAUGCUAAACCCGUUGAUUUACAGCCUACGAAACAAGGAAGUGAAGGAUGCUAUGAAAAGGGUUGUAGAAAUGAAACAUUGCCCCUGCUGA
Ochotona princeps (American pika) is the source of this 939-nucleotide messenger RNA. Its product is annotated as olfactory receptor 1052-like. Gene Ontology annotation, biological process: sensory perception of smell; G protein-coupled receptor signaling pathway. Gene Ontology annotation, cellular component: membrane. Lineage: Eukaryota; Metazoa; Chordata; Mammalia; Lagomorpha; Ochotonidae. The record is from RefSeq and is a predicted model, not a curated record. Gene Ontology annotation, molecular function: olfactory receptor activity; G protein-coupled receptor activity; odorant binding. The transcript has a single exon. Bases 1 to 939 code for a protein of 312 amino acids.